Symbiodinium sp. CCMP2592 is the source of this 720-nucleotide messenger RNA. The record is from the annotation of a GenBank genome assembly. Lineage: Eukaryota; Dinophyceae; Suessiales; Symbiodiniaceae.
AUGCUGAACCACAUGACCACGCCGCGUGUGACGAUCGCCUCUGCCGUGGCGACAUCUUGCGCCGCCAUUGGCGUAAUGAAGCCAAGGGGACUUGUCGUGAAGAAUCCGGUGACCGGGCAUUUGUCGCCCUUCAACGUCCUGGGCGAAUCCUUUGCGGACGGCUCCUUCACUGCUGAGGUGCCCAAGGACUACCUCCGCUCCUGCUUCGGAGCGACCCGAUUCCUGGUGUCGCAGGUGAAUCCACACGUCUCCUCCUUCUUGGAGGCGAAAGGUGGUGUGCUCCACAUGCUCCGAGGCUACUUCGGUAUGGACCUUCAGCAGCGCGCGCGGCUGCUGUCGGAGUACAACCUGCUGCCCUCCUUCUUCGGCCGCGCCAUGUGCCAGGCAACGAAGCAUCUGUCUCAAGAUUUUCACGAGUCGAAAUCGGGCUUGACCGUGCACCCUCCGCACGUGGGCCUGGCGUCAGUAAAGAAUGCCAUCUCCAACCCUACGCCGCGGGACAUGGAGCAGUACAUCCUUCGGGGGCAGCGAAUGGCCUGGGAGAAAGCCCACGAGAUCCGCACGAUGAUGCUGCUCGAGGACGGUUUCCAAGGUUUCGAUUUCGGCUUUGGCGGCUGGGGUGGGGGGGGGGGGGGGGUAAAGGGAUUCAAUUUCAAUGUUGUUUUGGGUCGACAUGUAGCCCGAAACAAGCGGAAAAUUGGGUUGUCAAUGAGGCAGUAG